AUGAAAACCACUAUUAUUUUGCUUACUAUUAUUUUAACUUUCGUGCUUGGAACUACACACAGUGCAACAAUAACUUGUGAUCUCAUAGCUACACCUUAUGGAAAUACCUUGGCAACCAACAUUCUCAGAAACGCCUCCACACACCACACCAAAACCAGCUGUCUUGGAAACACCGACCAGAACAAACGCAUCACAGUGCAAGGACAAGUGGAAGCUCUCUACGAAGACUCCUUCAAAGACAUUCCCAAGCUACGUGAAAUAGAAAUCGUAGACGCGACCUUGAAAGAAAUCCAACCAGGAACCUUCAAGGAUCUACCACGGCUAAAAAGUGUAAGUUUGGAGGAUACGAAUCUGCGCGAACUUAAAAGUGGGACUUUCGUGAAUUUGGAAACUUCGUUGUUGUAUCUAGGACGAAAUUCCAUUUCGGUUUUACGUGAGGGAGCUUUCCAGAACUUGUGGAAUCUUCGAGAAUUGAGUCUCGAAAGCAAUGAUUUACGGGAAUUGAAGCGAGGGGUUUUCGGGAACGUGUCCCUCGGGAUCUUUUCCCUGGGGAAUAACAGCAUCUCGACAAUUGAAGCUGGAACUUUCGCGGAAGUCUCAGGACGGGAUAAGUUUGGAAUAGGUUUGUCGUUAUUCAAGAACGAUAUCGAAGAAAUCGACGCCUCAGUUUUUGAUAACAAAGACAUAGUGAGUUUAGAUUUGGGAAAUAACUCUAUUUCGGUACUGCGUCCUGGCGACCUGCGUAAUUUGCCUAAGUUAAGUUCGAUUUCGCUAUCAGGGAACAAACUCAGGGAAGUUCCAGAGGGAGUUUUCAGCGGUUCGAAAAUUACAUCUGUUGUACUCAGCUGCAACGAAAUUUCUUUUAUAGCUGGUGGAGCUUUCGACGACAUGAAAGAUUUGUACUUUGUUGAUGUUAGCAACAAUAGAGUGAAAGAAUGGAGCAAUAAUUGGUUUCGUGGAGUAGAAUCCAGGCUGUCAAUUAUUUUUUCGUAUAAUUCCAUCGAGGCAAUUCCUGCUGACGCUUUCAAGAACGUCCCGGAAUCCAGUUCGUUGGAUCUGGAUCAUAAUCGCAUCCAGGAUAUUCCAGAUGGUGCUUUCGGUGGUAUGAAGGGUUUGAGGCGUCUGGUUUUAAGCUACAAUAAAAUACGAACGUGGAAAAGUGACCUCAUGAGGAACGUGCAAGUAGCAACAUUUGUUGAUCUUCGAGGUAACGAAAUUGGGUGUCCUGAAGGUGGGGCAAAUUCUCUGGUUCCUGGAGCGAAGAUGGUCAUUCUGGACAAUUGUCGUGGGAAAGGAUUUAAGUUUACUUGA
Molecule: messenger RNA, 1311 nt
Organism: Zophobas morio
Lineage: Eukaryota; Metazoa; Arthropoda; Insecta; Coleoptera; Tenebrionidae
Product: leucine-rich repeat-containing protein 15-like
Exons: 1
Coding region: 1-1311 (436 amino acids)
Molecular function (GO): protein binding
Source: RefSeq, a predicted model, not a curated record